AUGGAGUCGUUCCUUGUAUUCUCUCCCACCACCCAGCUAUUGCCAGCGGUGUUGAUCGUUGGUGUCUUGACCGUCUUCAUUGGUAACCUUUUACUCCAGUUUUCGUCCCGGGGAGGUGCCAAACCCCCUGUUGUAUUCCACUGGGUACCAUUUGUUGGGAGUGCAAUUAGCUAUGGACUCGAUCCAUAUCGAUUCUUCGCAUCCUGCCGUGAGAAGUAUGGCGACAUCUUCACUUUCGUCCUGCUAGGCCGUAAAAUCACCGUGUAUCUGGGAGUCAAAGGGAACGACUUCAUCCUCAAUGGAAAGCUCCAGGACGUGAAUGCCGAAGAGGUAUAUUCGCCUCUUACUACUCCGGUUUUUGGUUCGGACGUUAUCUAUGACUGUCCAAAUCAAAAGCUCAUGGAACAGAAGAAGGUUAGCGCGCUCUCUUGCAUUAUUUUCGAGUUGAAUAGCUGA
Messenger RNA from Uncinocarpus reesii 1704, 456 nucleotides. RefSeq names its product cytochrome P450 51. The transcript has 2 exons. Lineage: Eukaryota; Fungi; Ascomycota; Eurotiomycetes; Onygenales; Onygenaceae. The record is from RefSeq and is a predicted model, not a curated record. Gene Ontology annotation, molecular function: iron ion binding; heme binding; monooxygenase activity. The coding region runs from base 1 to 456 and encodes 151 amino acids.